Brassica rapa (field mustard) is the source of this 2893-nucleotide messenger RNA. Its product is annotated as transcription factor bHLH150. The record is from RefSeq and is a predicted model, not a curated record. Gene Ontology annotation, biological process: regulation of DNA-templated transcription. Lineage: Eukaryota; Viridiplantae; Streptophyta; Magnoliopsida; Brassicales; Brassicaceae.
GAUCGGAUUUAUUUCGAGAACCUCGGGUCGACCAUCAGGGAACAUCGACCGUGUCAUUUCCGGUUAUCUACGAUCGGGGGUGUCACACUAUGUGUGGCUGUAUUGUCUGUUGUUCUUGGCUCUAAUUAGCUUAGAUUGAGUUUUGUGUAGUUACAUUUCAUUUUUCUGUUUUUUGUCUCCUCUGUAGUUCGGUCAAAAACUCUAAAACUUGAUAAUUAAUCUUUAACAUUUUUACCAGAAAAAAAAAUGAAAAACUGCAUCUCUCACAUCAACCAGGCAAUAGUACAAUCAACUUGAGAAGUUACAUCAAACCCAAAACUGCAAAGAGUAAAAAAAACCGUCAUGGCAAAAAGAGUAGAAACCUUGGAUAAGUCAAUAAUAAUAUUGAGAAAGUGGUCUAGAAAGUUGCAUUCUGCACUGGCUCGGUCGCCAGUAUGGGCCGUGUGGUACCUCCUUCCAAGCUGCCAAUGAGCAAUAGACAAUUAUUUUGAAUACACUCUGAUAGCCCAAUUCCAUAUACUAACAAGAGCUACCUGAUCAAACGGCAACACGAUAAUUGCUUGAAUAUGAUUUUAAUAUCUCCACUUUUUUUUGAACUGAACAUCAUCUCCACUUUUGUAAUAACAGACUUUAUAAGCUUCAUUAUUAAUAUUUGAAUGGGAUAACAAAUAAUCAAUAAAGAUAACAAUAAUAAUUUGAUUUGGGAAUAAUAAACAAACCAAAAGGAAAAAAUUACGAAGCGGAUAGCAAAGCGUGUCUGACGCAAGAAGACUGACGUAAUACUCAGUACUGGUAAUACUAAUCAUUUCUUCAUAUUGAGGUUAAAUUUACAUUUUACGAAAUAAAAACAAUAUUUAUUUUUAGUCGGCAGAUAUACUACAUUUUGUCUUUCUACUAUUAGAUUGAUUGACAAUUGUAAUCCAAAACCUAAAUUCAUUUUUUUCCGGAAAAUUCAACGUAAUCGAUUUUUUUUGACAAAAACUUAAUCAAAUUAUUAUUUUCCAAAAGAGAGGAAACAUAUAAAGAACAUGUUAUAUGUUUCACAAAGCACCAAAACUUGAAGGGAAAAAAUCAAUUCUAAAUAAAGAGAAAUUGCGAGCAGAAAAAUUGUGGAUGAUAAUUAGCCACAAUACUAAGCCUAAGGGUCGUGUAAGAAAACACCAUCGCAUGCAUCUUCACCUUUUCAUAUUCUUUCCAAUUUCUAUUGCUCAUUCUUUAAAAGCUCAUUAGUUUUUUCUUGUUUCUUUAUGUUAAAUUUUGUUUUAUAGCUAUGCGUUCUAUCUAUUGGUUAUAUUACCACCAAUCGUUGCCCUCCACAUUAUUACACCGUCGACAAUUUUGUUAUUUUAGUACUAAUUAAAAACCUACAAAUCAACCAAAUCCAGGUCAUAACAUAAAUUUACGCCGCUCACCAUCAUAAAUAGAUAUGUAAAAAGCCUAAAUUCCAGCCUUUGUGUAAAAUAUCUAUCAAAAUAUCAUAUUGAAGAUAGAUAUUUUUGUUGGCCGUCAAGCUAAAAAAAGAAGAUAUUUUUGUUCCUUUUAGUUAUUCCAUCAUUUUCAAUAUUAAUUAUGUUUUAAAAGAUAUAUUUUCUAUCUUUAAUAUACUUUUUGUUAGGUAACAAUGGUAAAUUGUAAACUUACAAAAAAUUAAUUGUAUUUCUUAAAUUUUGUUUGGAUAUAGGUUGUACGAAAUAAUUAUUCACAAAAUAAUGUAUUAAUAAUCAUAUUUAAGAUGUUUUUUCAUAUGAAUGAAAACUCCAAAGCAUACAUCUCUUUGAAAUGGAGAAAUCAAGUUUCAAACCUUAAAAUGCAUAAUUUUAGUUUAGGAAACUGAUUUUUGCAGUCACCUGGUGAAUCAUUAGUGGCCAAAGUGAAUCGGGAUGUCUAUUAUUCAAGAAAAAGAAUAUACAUAAUGGUAUUUAAUCGAAAAGGACAAGAAAUAUAAACAAACAAAAUAUGUUACAAAAAAAUAAACAAAUAAAAUAUAGAAAAUAGUUGCAUUAAGAAUGGCAUCUCCCAAAUGGUUAUAUAUAGAGAUCCCUCCAUUUACUCUGCAUAUCAACAUAAAAUCACAUUUCUCGACAUAAUCGUUUAGUUAGUGUUCUUAGAGUUCUUGUGAAUGUCUUCUGAACAGGGUAGUGCAGCGAAUCCUUCAACGUCGCUAGACGUAGAAGGAACUGAAACAGUCCCUUUUCUCAGGCUUAGUCGAUCAAGAAGAAGUUCAGAAGCUCCAGCGAGGCAUCUUAGUUGGAGAUGGAGAGCCACGGCGGCUCAGAAGGUUUAUUCCUUAAAGCUUUACAACGCUCUCCGGCGUUCACGGCGGAGCACAACGGUCCGAGACACGGCCAACAAAAUGCUUGCAGCUACGGCUCGUGGUACUACUCGGUGGAGCAGAGCCAUUUUGGUGAGUCCACUCGGGAAUGGUCUGUACCGGCACAAGAAUACAAAGCCGGCGUCUACGGCCAGGGGAGACGGAGGAAGGAGUUGGAAGUUGUCGCCGGUGAGAACUCGGGUCAGAGUUCUAGGUGGGUUGGUGCCUGGCUGCCGGAGAACGGCGUUACCGGAGCUUUUGGACGAGACGGCGGAUUACAUAGCUGCGUUGGAAAUGCAAGUCCGAGCCAUGACAGCUCUGUCCAAGAUACUGUCUGAGUUUCAGCCGUCUCAUAAACUCGGCUCGGCGUUAUAGCCAAUGUGUGUAAUAUUUGUUUUGAUUAAUUAUUUUACAAAAUUAUGAUCCGAAUAUUUUUAAUCAAUUGUUUGCAAUGAAAUUGUUUUGUUGUUUGUCGUUCGAAGUGUUUUGGUGUCAUUUCAUAAGUUUUAGUUGUAAAUAUUUUUUUUUACAAAUUUUGGACAUCAUAGUGUCUCAAAUAUUAAUAGACAAGUAAUUAUCAAA